UCAGCUGAACUGCCUAUUCAUCUUCAAGCCAUCAUGAGCUCUAAGAAACGCAGGUCACAGAAAGUCUCAUUCAAUGCAAGGAAUAAUAUGAAAAUUGAGCACUAUUUUCCUCAGGUCAAUAAAGAACAAGAGAAUAAUCCCAGUACUCCUCAAAUGAAGACGGGCUCCAGAAAAGGCCCAAAUGAUAUAACUAAUACCCAGGCUCAAGGACCCAAAGACCAGGCUAUAUCCCAAGAUAAAGUACUUUACAUUACCUUGCGUGUACACCACAGGAAAAACAAAAAAAGGAAACACAGACUCACACAUAAUGAGAGGGCUAGCUUAUCCAUGGCACUUGACACGCUUCAGGCUGUCAAAGAAGAGAGAGAACGACAGCAAGGCAAAGAAAUGCUGGUGCAGGGCAUAGAAGGAAUUGAAGGCUACAUAAACCUUGGAAUGCCCCUCAGUUGUUUUCCUGAAAAAUGCCACCUGGAAAUUACAUUUGCCCAGAGUAAAAGUGAGCAGAAAAAAGGGAACCAGAUAUUUGGCCGGCAUGACAAGGCAUCUACUGACUGUGUCAAAUUUUUUAUCCACGCAAUUGGUAAGAAGAUAAAAAAGAUUGUCAAAUGCGGGGAACUUCACAAAGAAGGGUGCAAACUCUGUGUCUAUGCUUUCAAAGGAGAAACCGUCAAGGAUGCUGUGUGCAAGGACAGCAGAUUUCUUUCCUUUCUGGAGAACGCUGAUUGGAAACUCGUUGAAAACCUGGACUCCAUUGUAGAAAGCACACAGCGAGUUGAUGACUUAGAGGGCAAGCUCUUUCAGGUUGAGGUUGAGAAAAAGGAGGGCUCUAAGGUAGCAGCCACUCAGAAUUUUGAUUUGGCAGCCACUCAGAAUUUUGAUUCGGCAGACUCUCAGAAUUCGGAGUUGGAGGAAAGAAACACCUGUGUGUUAAAAGAAGAAAUUGUGGCCCAGUAUCCUAGUUUGAAAAGAGAAACUGAAAAAAUUAGAAAAAGCUUCAAAAGGAAAUUGAAAACAAGAAAGGGGGAAACAAUAUUUCGUGCACAUAAAACAAACUUUGGGAAACAGACAAAAAACUCUAUCCCGGUUAAAAUGCUCAAACUUCUUUCUCGUCUUUGUGACUCAGUUGGGCACAUAGAAUGGGACAACAAUGGGAACACGGGUUGUGCCACCUGCUUUGUUUUUACAGGGUUGUUCAUUUUUACUUGUCGGCAUGUAAUAAAUUACAUUGUGGGAGAUGAAAUAGAGCCAAGUAAGUGGGCAGACAUAAUUGGUCAAUGUGCAAGGGUGACAUUUGGUUACGAAGACAGAGAAGAAAAAAAUAACUAUUUUUCCAUUGAACCUUGGUUUGAGAUUUCUGGUGUAACUCUUGAUUAUGCUGUUCUGAAAUUGAAAGAAGAUGAACAACAAGUACCUGUUGGACUAUACAAUGGAAUUGGUCCUGCUCCACUUAGUGGGUUGAUAUAUAUUAUUGGUCAUCCAGGAUGGGAGAUAAAGUCUACUGAUGCUUGUGUUAUAAUCCCUCAGUGUCAGCGAGUACAGAAAUAUCGGGAACAUCUUCAGGCUAAGGGUUAUAAUGAAGACAUGCAGUAUAUCCAUAUGUACACUCAAAGAAGUUUCCAGGACAUUGUUCCCAGACCUGAUGUGAUUACCUAUGACACCACUUUUUACUUUGGGUCUUCUGGCUCACCAGUGUUUGAUUCAAAAGGUUCAUUGGUAGCCAUGCAUACUGCUGGCUUCCGUAAUCACUACCAAAGUGAAUUUUCCAGUAUCAUUGAGUUUGGCUCUAUUAUGGAAUACAUCCUCCAUGAUAUUAAACAAAAUUAUGGAACAUGGUAUGAAGAAUUAUGCAUAACUCAGCAGGAUGUAGAAAUGGUGAGUGGUGAAGAGGGAGAACAGUGA
This is a messenger RNA of Eptesicus fuscus (big brown bat), 1899 nucleotides long. It is a transcript of the gene FAM111A, whose product is annotated as FAM111 trypsin like peptidase A. The transcript has 2 exons. The coding region runs from base 34 to 1899 and encodes 621 amino acids. The record is from RefSeq and is a predicted model, not a curated record. Lineage: Eukaryota; Metazoa; Chordata; Mammalia; Chiroptera; Vespertilionidae.